CGAAGCCGUUUGCACUUUGACCACAUUGAUCAACAGACACGUAACAGCAGUCUGACACUUGUUGUUCGUGUGGUGUCGUCGCUCCCGGUCACUGCUCCGUGUUGAGAUGGCGCAGGAGAAUCUGUCCGUGGUGCUUCACGCUCUGGGAGACCUGCGGCUGGAAAACCGUCCCAUCCCGGAGCCAGGACCCGAUGAGGUUUUGCUGCGGAUGCACUCUGUUGGAAUCUGUGGAUCAGACGUCCACUACUGGCAGCACGGACGCAUCGGAGACUUUGUGGUCAGAGAACCGAUGGUGCUGGGCCACGAGGCGGCGGGGCAGGUGGUGGAGGUCGGGUCGGCCGUCAAGCACCUUAAAGUAGGUGACAGAGUGGCCAUUGAGCCUGGUGUUCCACGUGAGAUGGACGAGUUCUUCAAAAACGGACGAUACAACUUGUCUCCCACCAUCUUCUUUUGUGCCACGCCCCCUGACCAUGGAAACUUGUGCAGAUACUACAAGCACAAUGCCAACUUCUGUUACAAGUUGCCUGACAAUGUGACCUUUGAGGAGGGAGCUCUGAUUGAACCUCUGUCCGUGGGGAUCCACGCCUGUCGCAGAGCCGGUGUAGCCCUUGGCAGCACCGUGCUCAUCUGCGGUGCAGGGCCUAUUGGUUUGGUGUGUUUGCUUGUGGCCAAGGCAAUGGGGGCCUCAAAGGUCGUCAUCACUGAUCUGUCCCCAGAGCGUCUGACGAUGGCCAAAGAUCUGGGAGCAGACUUCCAGCUGACGGUGAAGAGAGCGGACGGAGCCCAGCAGCUCGCCAAGACUGUCGAGGACAUGCUCGGAGCUCCGCCUCACAUCACCAUUGAAUGCACCGGCGUCGAGAGCAGCAUCCAAACUGCCAUCUAUGCAACACGUUCGGGAGGCGUGGUGGUGCUGGUGGGUCUCGGCUCUGAGAUGGCCACUGUUCCUCUGAUCCAUGCUGCUUUAAAGGAAGUGGACAUCAGAGGAGUUUUACGCUACUGCAACACCUGGCCCAUGGCUAUAAACAUGUUGGCAUCAGGUAAGGUGAACGUGAAGCCCCUGGUGACCCACCGUUUCCCUCUGGAGCAGGCAGUCGAGGCCUUCGACACCACGCGUCAGGGCGUCGGGAUAAAGGUCAUGUUAAAGUGUGACCAGAGCGACCAGAACCCCUGACCUGACCCCCAGUGUGGUGAAAACAAGACUAUGCAUGACAGGCAGACAUAUACAAACUGGACAUUGACCGUGAGGAAGAUAACAGGAGGACUUGUCUAGAAGUAGAAACACACUGAUAACAGCACUGACCGUCAAAUGGUACGAGUGAUAAGAUCCAACCUUUUAAUUGCUUUAUUAUUAUAUAUGAUUUGAAUUGUUCUUACAUUUAGAAUUUAGGAUAAUUUUACACUCUGCCACACAGUUAAAACUAACUUUUUCAAUAAUGAAUCUUAAAUAAAGAAAAACUAAGUGUU
This is a messenger RNA of Scophthalmus maximus (turbot), 1464 nucleotides long. It is a transcript of the gene sord, whose product is annotated as sorbitol dehydrogenase. Gene Ontology annotation, biological process: D-sorbitol catabolic process. Lineage: Eukaryota; Metazoa; Chordata; Actinopteri; Pleuronectiformes; Scophthalmidae. Bases 107 to 1171 code for a protein of 354 amino acids. Gene Ontology annotation, molecular function: L-iditol 2-dehydrogenase (NAD+) activity; zinc ion binding. The transcript is spliced from 9 exons. The record is from RefSeq and is a predicted model, not a curated record.